UCACAGUACCUACCUUCACACCUUUUAGAGAGCAUAAGGAGAGCGCAUGAAGCCUGUUUAACACUCGCCUAGAAGCCUUUACAAAAAGAACAGUCGUUUCGUACACCAAUAAUCAUCCAACCUCAAGCCACGCCCUCGUCCCACGGUGACGUCACACCUCGCCAUCUGAUCUACCUCCAAACAUCUCCAUUGAUAAACCCCUCCUUCCAUCCCAACGCCCAUGAACCUACACCUCCAAAAACCAACCCAACCCACAUCAAAAUCAAUCCCCACCUGAAAAGAACCAACCAUGUCCUCCACCAAAUCCUACUCCACAUCCUACAUCUCCUCCUCCUCAACCAUCAACGGCCACACAACCUCAGUCUCUGAAGAGACCCACACAGACCCCGAGGGGACAAUCAUCUACCGCACAUCGCAGAAGCCCGGGGAAGAUGCGAAAGUAGAGAGAGUGAGAGUGCCGAGCGGCGGCGCGGUGGAGGGGGGAGAGAAGGGGAGGAUAGAGGAUGUGACGGAUAACGAUAAGGAGUAUGAGGAGCGCAUGGAGGACGAGUAUGCGAAACGGGAGGGGGGUGCUUAGAUGGUGAUGGAAGGGGUUGUAUCAGAUUGGCUCUAGGCAAAGGAAUGACGAACGGGUGAAGUUGUGCAGGAGUAUCUAAAGUGUUCUGUACAGAAAAGGUCACAGAACCACGGUCACUUUCUCAAGUAUGGAAAGAAUGUUAAAUAAAUCAAAUCAUUGAUUGAUUGUUUCAUGCAUUAUCAUCAAUGCAUUAUUACCGAUCCCCAUACCACCCUAACUAUCAUCAUGCCACUCAACAAAAAACAUGAAGAGAAGGAGUAAAAGCAUCAACCCUAUCGACACCCUCCUCUAACCAGGGCUCUCCCA
This is a messenger RNA of Mytilinidion resinicola, 883 nucleotides long. RefSeq lists its product as uncharacterized. The transcript has a single exon. The coding region runs from base 290 to 577 and encodes 95 amino acids. NCBI's taxonomy places the organism in Eukaryota, Fungi, Ascomycota, Dothideomycetes, Mytilinidiales, Mytilinidiaceae. The record is from RefSeq and is a predicted model, not a curated record.